AUGACANAAAAGGAUAUUUUGCCCCAAGGGAUUUUUCUCACCUCUUCUGACUCGGGUGGGGACCGUGUCCUGUUCUGGCACUCUUCUCCUCACACUCGUCAGACAGAUCUGGCACACUAUUCCUCCAAUUCGAAUUCAUGUGAAUCAGCUGCAGUCGAGAAGGAUAGGGAUACAUCUGCGACAGACGCUUCAGGCAAACCGACGGAACCUGUUGGGGCUUCUAGCAAUCCCUUUGCACUUCAUCUGAUUUCAGAUAGACUUGAUCAUCUGAGUGACGUUACAGCCAGUCCUACCGGCCCGGGACCUAACACAGACCGUUUAGGCGGUGCCAGUGCAUCUGGUGUGACCGGGGUUAGUGGUUCCCUUUCAGUAGCAGCUGCUGGAACAACCGCUACUAUUGGUCCUUCGGUGGGAUCUGGUCCCGAUGGGACUGUACAGUCCGGAUUAGGUGCGGAACAUGUACGAUUUCGUGAACCUGUGGUGGAGCCAAACGGACUGUCUAUUAUUGGGGGAUUACCAACUAAUAUCCUCUUGGGUUUGUUGCAUCAACAGACACAAGAAGCGCAACGGAAGAUCUACAUCAAGCUAGACAAUUACAUUUUUAUUGGUGCCUUGUUCAACGUAACUGCCGGUCCAAACGAGGUGAUUGAACCGGAUUCUGGUAUUGAACCUCACGUAUCAUCCCCAUGUCGUGCUGGACAUUCACUGAUCAGUUUUGGGGUUGUAUUCGCCAUGGAUGCAUCCGCGCCACCAUCUGUGUUGUCACAUUACGCCGAACUGGCCCGAUUGAUCGGCACACAAAUCCGCCGAGCUGAGUUGGUAUUCCACUACCUCAGUCAUCAGCGAAAUAUCAUCAUCUCCGCAGUGGAUAGAACUUCUCCGGGUUUGGGCUACGGUGAAGAUGUUGGUCUGUCUCCUAAUCCCAUCCAACCGGAACCGGAAUCUGGACGAGUGGAGAAAGACUCUCAACGAUUGUUUCGUUCUUCCUCAUCUCGGCGUUCUCAGCGAUCUGGUUGUGCCGUUUCCAGUUCAGACGUGCCUGGUGCUCCGUUAAAUCCGGGACGUUCCUCACAAGCCUCGAUUUUGUCCUCUUCGGAUCGAGAUACUCUGAACGGGGCCAUAGAUAUGGAGACCAGACUGGAGAACUUCUCCGCUGAAACCACGCUAGAUCAGCUGGCACGGUUGUCCAGCUUGUGUGCCUCGUUGAAAACGAUUCUCGAUUCCGUGUGUCUUACUGGACACGUGUCCGUCAUGAUAAACGAUUUGUAUCCGGUCCAUUUCUGUUUGCCCCAUAUGGCCUACAGUCUGUCACGCGAACCAAACCAGAAUCUCAUUCCGGCUAUUCGACCUAUGGCUGUCUGGCGCGCUAUGGAUCGAAUACGACCGUAUCAUGCACUGCUACUGGUCUCCAGAAAAGAGGAGCUGAUUGAACGUCACAUUCCGCUAGACAUCAACGCAACUAUGUUCGAGUUGCUCAAGAAAAAGAUGCUCAAUCUAGCCGGUGACCACGGCCAGAACCAGGAAGAUGUAGGUAUAGUUUCUACGAUUCGUGAUUUGUUUUAA
Molecule: messenger RNA, 1563 nt
Organism: Echinostoma caproni
Lineage: Eukaryota; Metazoa; Platyhelminthes; Trematoda; Plagiorchiida; Echinostomatidae
Source: the annotation of a GenBank genome assembly